AUGAUAAAUUACUAUGAAAAUAUAUUUAUUUCUUAUAUCUGGACACAUAUUUCUCUGGAAUGCCAGGCGUGUCUAAUCUAUCUAUCUAUCUAUCUAUCUAUCUAUCUAUCUGAUUCUGUUUACUCUUCAUCUCCCGAUUCUCUAUCUAUCUAUCUACUUUUUUGUUUGCUCUUCAUCACAUUUCUCUCUCUUCUUGCUCUUCAUUUCUCUCUCUUUCUCCCACUCUAUCUAUCUAUCUAUCUAUCUGAGUUUGUUAAUUAUCUAUCUAUCUUAUGUUUGCUCUUCAGCACAUUUCCCUCUCUCUGUCUGCUUUUCAUUCUCAUUUCUCUCUCUUUCUCCCAAUCUAUUUAUCUGAGUUUGUUAAUUAUCUAUCUAUCUACUUUUUCUUUGCUCUUCAUAUUAUUUCUCGGGUUAACAAGUCCCAGACGCCCAAGACCUUGUCUGUCAUUUGUAUUUUUCCUUCCUUCCACCAAUGAACAUCCUACAAACUUAUCACUUCUUUCUUUCUUUUUCAGUUUAUUACUUCAUUCUUUAUUUUCAACUUAUUGCUUCUUUCUUUCUUUUUCAGCCUAUUGCUUCUUUCUUUCUUUUUCAGCCUAUGGCAUCUUUCUUCCUUUUUCAGCUUAUUAUUUCUAUCUUUCUUUUUCAGCUUAUUGCUUCUUUCUUUCUUUUUCAGCUUUUUCUUUCUUUCUUUUUCAGCUUAUUGCUUCUUUCUUUUUCAGCCUAUUGAUUCUUUCUUUCUUUUUCAGCUUAUUACUUCUUUCUUUCAUUCUUUUAUACUUCUUUCUUUCUUUUUCAGCCUAUUGCAUCUUUCUUCCUUUUUCGGCUGAUUACUUUUUCUUUCAUUUUCAGCUUAUUGCUUCUUGCCUCUUUCUUUCUUUUUCAGCUUAUUACUUCCUACUUUAUUUCUUUUUGAGCUUAUUAAUUCUUUCUUUUUUUCAGCUUAUUGCUUCUUUCUUUCUUUUGUUUUCAGCUUAUUACUUUCUUUCUUUUUCAGCUUACUGCCUCUUUCUUUCUUUUUCAGCUUAUUACGUCUUUCUUUUUCAGCUUAUUGCUUCUUUUCUUUCUUUUUCAGCCUAUUGCAUCUUCCUUUCAUUUCGGCUGAUUACUUUUUCUUUCUUUUUCAGCUUAUUACUUCUUUCUUUCUUUUUCAGCUUAUUACUUCUUUCUUUCUUUUUCAGCUUAUUACUUCUUUCUUUCUUUUUCAGCUUUUUCUUUCUUUCAUUUUCAGCUUAUUACUUCUUUUUCAGCUUAUUGCUUCUUUCUUUUUCAGCUUAUUAUUUCCUACUUUCUUUCUUUUUGAGCUUAUUACUUUCUUUUUUUCAGCUUAUUGCUUCUUUUUCUUUCUUUUUCUGCUUAAUACUUCUUUCUUUGUUUUCAGCUUAUUACUUUCUUUCUUUUUCAGCUAAUUGCUUCUAUCUUUCUUUUCAGCUAAUUGCUUCUAUCUUUCAUUUUCAGCUAAUUGCUUCUAUCUUUCUUUUUCAGCUAAUUGCUUCUAUCUUUCUUUUCAGCUAA
Messenger RNA from Acanthosepion pharaonis, 1515 nucleotides. The record is from the annotation of a GenBank genome assembly. Lineage: Eukaryota; Metazoa; Mollusca; Cephalopoda; Sepiida; Sepiidae.